Messenger RNA from Arabidopsis arenosa, 1217 nucleotides. The record is from the annotation of a GenBank genome assembly. NCBI's taxonomy places the organism in Eukaryota, Viridiplantae, Streptophyta, Magnoliopsida, Brassicales, Brassicaceae.
GUUGUUUUAUAUUUAUUUGGAAUUUUCUGAUCUAAUUAAUGGCUGCGAUCACUGAAAUGACCACUGCUUCAAAUGACGUAAUCAACAAUGGUGGAGACGGAAUUGAGAAGAGCUUGUUGAAGACGGAUUCUAAACCGGAAUAUGAUCAAAUGAAGAAACUUGUGGCCAUGUUCAAGAAACUCAAUCCUGAAGCUAAGGAAUUUUUCCCUUCUUACAAGAAGAAUACUAAUCAGUCUCUGUCUUCUGACGAUUUUGUGAUUGCUAAAAAGCCAUCUGGUGAAGACAACAAAAAGGAUGGCAUUAACCGGAGGAGAAGAACCAACUAUAACCAAGGGAGGAGAGUGAGGUUACCUGGAAGAGCUUCUAAGGCUCAAAGAGAAGAUAGUAUUAGAAGAACAGUUUAUGUCUCUGACAUUGAUCAGAGUGUGACUGAGGAAGUCCUUGCUGGCUUGUUCAGCAGCUGUGGACAAGUUGUUGAUUGUCGAAUCUGUGGAGAUCCAAAUUCAGUUCUUCGCUUUGCGUUUGUUGAGUUUUCUGAUGACCAAGGUGCACGAUCGGCUUUAAGUCUUGGUGGAACAAUGAUCGGAUAUUACCCAGUUAGAGUAUUACCUUCAAAAACUGCUAUUCUUCCAGUGAAUCCCACAUUUCUACCCAGGUCAGAAGAUGAAAGAGAGAUGUGUACAAGGACCAUCUACUGCACAAAUGUCGACAAGAAUGCCACUGAAGAUGAUGUCAAAUCCUUCUUCCAGUCUGCCUGCGGUGAGGUUACUCGCUUAAGGCUCCUUGGUGACCAAGUGCAUUCUACUCGCAUAGCUUUUGUUGAAUUUGCCAUGGCAGAGAGUGCAGUUGCAGCGCUAAACUGCAGCGGAAUAGUCUUAGGAUCUCAGCCGAUAAGGGUAAGCCCUUCAAAGACACCAGUGAGAUCACGAAUCACUCGAUCACCAUCACCAAACUAGUAGAAACAGAUCAGGAGAUGCUUUGUUGAUGAAGGAGAGUGAUGCAACAUUCAUUUUUUCUUUUCGGUUGUCUUUCUUUUUUCCCUAGAGCAGUUAUUUUCCAGUUAUGUAGUAUCUGGAAAGACGGCAACGAUGAACAUGCUUCUUGAAUUUUGGAGUUCUUGUUCUGAUUUUUUCUUUACUGAUUGAGUCAUAUCAUCUUUCUUUAAAGGAAUUGUUUGAUCAUUUUUGUUGGUUCUUAACUAAAAAUAUUAGAAUUUA